GUAAAUAGUGAUGAUGUCAUGUGAGCAAGAUGGCCGAAGGGGAGGACGUGGGCUGGUGGCGGAGCUGGCUGCAGCAGAGCUACCAGGCAGUCAAGGAGAAGUCCUCGGAAGCCUUGGAGUUCAUGAAGCGGGACCUGACGGAGUUUACACAGGUUGUGCAGCAUGACACGGCCUGCACCAUCGCAGCCACGGCCAGCGUGGUCAAGGAGAAGCUGGCCGCUGAAGGCUCCUCAGGGGCGACGGAGAAAAUGAAGAAAGGGCUGUCCGACUUCCUAGGGGUGAUCUCAGACACCUUUGCCCCCUCACCGGACAAAACGAUCGACUGUGAUGUCAUCACCCUGAUGGGCACACCCUCUGGCACAGCUGAGCCCUACGAUGGCACCAAGGCUCGCCUCUAUAGUCUGCAGUCCGACCCGGCAACCUACUGCAACGAACCGGAUGGGCCCCCGGAGUUGUUUGAUGCCUGGCUGUCCCAGUUCUGCUUGGAAGAGAAGAAGGGGGAGAUCUCAGAGCUCCUUGUAGGCAGCCCCUCCAUCCGGGCCCUCUACACCAAGAUGGUUCCAGCAGCUGUUUCCCACUCAGAAUUCUGGCAUCGGUAUUUCUAUAAAAUCCAUCAGCUGGAGCAGGAGCAGGCCCGGAGGGAAGCCCUGAAGCAGCGGGCAGAGCAGAACGUCUCUGAAGAGCCUGGCUGGGAGGAAGAGGAAGAGGAGCUCAUAGGCGUUUCACCCGCAUCUCCAAAAGAGGCAAAGGUUCCUGCGGCCAGAACCUCCACGUUUUCUGAAGGGGGACUUGGCUCCCAGAGCCCCUGUGAAGAGAACCUGGUGACCACAGUGGCGCCCCCAGCAGAGGUGACUCCCUCAGAGAGCAGUGAGAGCAUCUCCCUCGUGACGCAGAUCGCCAGCCCCGCUACCACACGUGCGGCUCCGGUGCCACCCAGAGACUUGUCCCAGAAGUUGCUGGAGGCGUCUUUGGAGGAACAGGGCCCCGCCGUGGAUGUGGGCGAAACUGGACCCCCGCCCCCAGUCCACUCCAAGCCCCUAAGCCUCGCUGGCCGCCCCAGUGGUCCGGAGCCCAGGCCUCCAGCCCGAGUAGAGACUCUGAGGGAAGAGGCGCCCACAGACUUACGGGUGUUUGAGCUGAACUCGGACAGUGGGAAGUCUACACCCUCCAACAGCGGGAAGAAAGGCUCCAGCACGGACAUCAGUGAGGACUGGGAGAAGGACUUUGACUUGGACAUGACCGAAGAAGAAGUGCAGAUGGCACUUUCCAAAGUGGAUGCGUCUGGUGAGCUGGAAGAUGUGGAGUGGGAGGACUGGGAAUGAGGGGAGCCAGCACGAGCAGUCCCCCCACUCUCGGCCCCCACCUUCCUCGCUCGGCUCAGCGUGGCCCCGGAACACCCUGUGAGAAUGUUCCCAGUGGCCUCCGCCAACCAGAGCUCUGGUCAUAGAUCUGCGUGCUCCCUGCUGGCCCUCUGGCCUCCGCUCAUACCUGCCCAGAUCCUAGCCAGGAGCUCUGACUUGUGCCAACCGCAGAUGACCGAAGGGGGAAGAGACUUGCCCUUCACCAGAGAGCCUACAUUUCUCUGCUGAAAACUCAGUUCCAAGGACUCUUUUGGGACACCCUGAGGGAUACCUGUAGCCCUUCUGCCUGUGUCGAUGGAAGUUAAACAGACUGCCAGUGUCUCGAAGGAAGCCAAGACCACACGCUGUCCCCUGUAAGCAGGCAGGAAGGCCACGCCACCUGCCUUUGGCUACAGGAGGACAGGAACACGUUGGUCCCAUCUCAGUGGGUAAGAGGCAGUCAUCUCUGGGAAGUUUGCCUCUCUUGGGAACCCCCUUCCAGGCGUUUUCCAUUCCUGGAAAAGUCCCUCCAGGCUCAGAAUCCGGAGACCAAUCCCUGACCCGCCGCCUUCCUUUCUCCAGCCCAUGCUGGUGUGUCCCAUGCCCUGCCAGGACUCUUUCAUGUCAGAUACACCCAAGUCCUUAGCCCAGCUGUGCCCCCGCGAGAGACUGCUCGUGCAUUUCUCUCCUCCCCGAGAGGGGAGGGCACUUCAGGCCCUUCCUGCCUUGCCUGGCAGGUGCCUUGUCCGGCCAGCUAUCCUCAACGCCCCCGUAGCUUAGGGCCCAAGCCGGUGGUACGGAGCAGUGAGCAGAGCCAGGUACUUACAACUCCAUCAGCCCGGCGCCUCCCCUCUGCCCUCCUGCUUCUCGAAAGGAUGUGCCAGGGGCGGACUGCCGGAGACUCCGGAGGCUUCUGCAAAAGCCCUGCUUCCUGCAGACAGACCACCCUCGGUGGCUCCCGCCCUCCGCUCUGGAAAAGCCGCACCUCUCUUGUGGGACUGAGGGGCUGCAGGGAUCCCUGGAGACCCUGGUGCUUCGCGCUGCUGCUCUGGUGAUGCUUGUACAUAAUCUGUUGUGCUCACCGGGGAUUGAAAGGAGUCGUGGUCAGGAACACUGGGAGAGUGGUGGUCCCUUCCACUUCAGACCUUCAGGGAGGGGCGGGACGGAGAGAACGCUGAGUCUUUUCCAUGGGAUGGGUUUUCCUCUUUGUAAUGAUUUUAGUUUAGUUAAUCUUUUGGUUGUUUGUGCAAUAUUAUAUAUUUUAAAUUAUAAUGCAUCUCCCCAGAGUAUUUUGUAGUUGGGAAACAAAAAAAGAAAAAAAGGGGAAAAAGAUUCUAACAGCUGUUAGUUUUGUAAUUAAAAAGGAAAGAGAAAAGAACUUUGUCCUGAAUCUCUUACAGACUUGCCGAUAACAGGACUAAAGAGAUUCAGCAGAAACUGGAAGGCGUCUGGGGACCAUUUUUCCCCCAGGGCGGCUGGGGGUUGCGGGCGCAGGACAGUGCGAUACGCUGAGGGCUUUCCACUUAGCUGCACGGGUACAGCCCGGGCCCCAAGAAGUCCCCUUGCCCUCCUCCCAGGCUCAGCUUGGCCUUUGGGGCGAGGAAGGGACAGGGCCCUCAACGAGCCUGUCACCCCGAAAAGGAGUCAGGAGGCAUUUCUGCAUUCCCGACGCGCCUGCUUUUAUUCGGAAAGGAAGUUGCAACUGCAGUGGUUCCUGCUGCUCAUGGUCACGUCUGUCCUCUCCUCUCCAACCCCUGUGUGUAUGAUGCUGGGGUCUCUCUCAGCUUUAAACACCUGUAUGAAAAUCACUUGUCAGCCGUAAUAAAAGGGAAGUCUGAGUGAG
Molecule: messenger RNA, 3183 nt
Organism: Tupaia belangeri chinensis (Chinese tree shrew)
Lineage: Eukaryota; Metazoa; Chordata; Mammalia; Scandentia; Tupaiidae
Gene: BSDC1
Product: BSD domain containing 1
Exons: 11
Coding region: 30-1322 (430 amino acids)
Cellular component (GO): cytoplasm
Source: RefSeq, a predicted model, not a curated record